AUGCGAGUUGAGAUUGAAAGAGAAGAACGAGAGAGAAUCGAGGUAGAAGAACGGGAACAAGAGGAACAAGAGCGUCGAACACGAGAAGCGAGAGAACAAGCUGAGAGGGAACAGGUUGAGAGAAAACAUGCCGAGAGGGAAGCUCGUGAAGCCGCGGAACGAACCGAUCAAGAACUACGUGAGCAAUUGCGUCAAGGAAUCCGGGCGCGAAUUUUGCCCGAAAGAGAAGAACAACGGGCGCGUGAAUCGGGUCCAGAAGAGAGAGAGGCGAGAGUGAGACACGAGAAUGAACAGCGAGAAAGGGAAGAACAAGAAUUGCGUGACCAAUUGCGUCAGGAAAUCAGAGCUCAAAUCCUACGCGAGGAAAAUGAGCGACGCGGACGCGACGACAGAAACCGGCGAUCAGGACAUGAGUCCAUGGAAGUGAACCAACCCAGAGUGGGCUCCUCGAGACAAGGAACACCGUUACCAAGUCGCGUUCGACAGUCACUAUUGGCAAAUAACUCAGUCGAGCUUCGAAAGAUGGACGGUGCGGAAAUGGGGCGUCGUAUUCAACGGAGAACGCGACGUCCAGGAAUUUCUGGAGCGGCUGGAAGAAUUAGCGAAAAGCUAUGGCGCACGGAGUUCACUACUGUUCCGGAACUUUUACGACUCGCGGGUGAAUAUGAGCAACUCGUCGCUCAAGAAAAAGCUCCUCUGGCCAAAGAAGCCAAACAAUCACCCCGGAAACCCGUCAAAACUGCGGAAACAGCACCCCUUGAAAUCUUUGAAUACAAUUGGCUAGAGUGUUGUUGGAGAUGUCGCCAACGAGGACAUACCAAAGCCCAGUGUACGAAUCGGUGGGUGAAAUUUUGUAUGCGUUGCGGUAAAAUAGGAACGUUUUCCCGAGAUUGUCCCUGUCCGAGACAGGGAAACGCGGAGAGGACCGGCACGCGCUCCCAAAACCGGUCCGUGAUCCCCCAGGGAGCACCAAACCAAACGAACAACGCGCCGAGAAUUCCGGAGCCGAAAGCAAGCAGUUCCAGCCAAAAUUUGUAA
This is a messenger RNA of Microplitis mediator, 1038 nucleotides long. Its product is annotated as trichohyalin-like. The coding region runs from base 1 to 1038 and encodes 345 amino acids. The record is from RefSeq and is a predicted model, not a curated record. NCBI's taxonomy places the organism in Eukaryota, Metazoa, Arthropoda, Insecta, Hymenoptera, Braconidae. Gene Ontology annotation, molecular function: zinc ion binding; nucleic acid binding. The transcript has 2 exons.